This is a messenger RNA of Sungouiella intermedia, 2469 nucleotides long. Lineage: Eukaryota; Fungi; Ascomycota; Pichiomycetes; Serinales; Metschnikowiaceae. The record is from the annotation of a GenBank genome assembly.
AUGAAUGCCUGGGCAGAAUCUGGCUUCGAUGCCAGCGUCGUGCUGAGCCCGUUGAUCAAUUACUCCGAUCCGAUUAUGGCUCCAUUGCUAACCAUCAAAAAAACCGUGCAGCUGGGACCUGAUCUGGCAUCGGCAUCUGAAUCAACCACCGACAACGAACUAGUGGAGGCUCUCCUAGCUGUUUGCGAGGGCGAUCUCGUCUCAUUUGAGUCCGCUGUAAGAUCAAAUCCGUCAAUUGUUUCUUCGUAUUAUCCAAGUGAGUCUAGUGGUGUCACUUGUCUCAUAAUGGCUGUUGUGUUGAAUCACUUCCAAAUCGCCGAAUCACUAUUGGCAAAUCAUGGGGCUGACCCCGACGAAAACGAUACAGCUGGUCCCCUAUAUACCCCACUUAUGUGGGCAGUUCAUUUGAAUUAUUUGGAUAUGGUAAAGUUGCUCUUGGAUUACCAAGCUGAUCCAUACUUGUCUCCAAAGCAAGAUGACCACGAUGCUGUUCUGAUGGUCUCGCAGAGUAAUCUUCAGAUGUACGAUUUUUUCAAAAGCCACAAUCUUUUUCGGGUUCUGGCCAUAGACGAGGGUGACGUGUUCCAUACGAACACAUUUGGCCCCGACGAAUCCGUGGAUGACAUUAGUUACCAAAUUCGCAUGCAAACACUUGGAAAUAAUGUCAGCAGUGAUUCUCUCGAGGAAGCUCACUUGGACGAGGAGGCAGAGUUGUCUGCUGAUGCUGAAUUGGUGCAAACUCCCGAAUACGACUACAAAAAAUUGCUUCCAGAACAGUUCAUUAAGUUUUCCGAUUCAGAUAUCCCUUCGCUCCUUGACUAUAUAUUUGGCUUACGUUCCUCACUGACGACCUACCAGCAUGCCACCAAGGUACCUGCUGCCAUAGUGUUCCAAUUGAUCCGUUAUUCUCAUUUUAAGGUCGAUAGUCAGGACUUGUCGGAAUUUUUGUUUGAAUGUUUUGUCACGAGGUUGCGCUCAGUCACCAACACCAAGUCUGGUGUUUUUAAUAUGUCAAUUUUGGCAGUAGACGGUGACAAAGCGGGAGGCUUGGCAGGAGGCGCUGGAGAUAUCGUCUUGUUGAGUUAUUGGCUCUCUGUGAUUCAGUUUUUGCAUUUCUACUUUGUCAAGAGCAAUCUAUACGCUGUGUACCCCAAAUUUCUACAGGAACUUAUCAAUUUGACGCAAUCCUUGGUGGCUACACUUUCGUUUUCCCUUAAUUCAAGACUCAAUGGAUUAGUGGAUGAUUGUUUGAUUAAUUUCACUAACUUGGUGGAUGUCUCCAGUGUUCUUUACGCCAAAGACUGGAAUUUGUUCAAGAAUAAAAACAAGAUGCACCCAAGUUCAUACGAUGACAUUCUCCAGAUGUUAUUCCCGCCUAAUCAAGCGGAAUUAAUGAGGCCCUCACCACUCAGGUACGUCCAGGUUUUGGGCGCGUUGGAUUAUGUGCUCAAGUUGCACGCUGUGGAUCCAUUACUUCGCUUCCAAACAUUUUCGCAAGUCUUUUAUUACAUUAAUGCGACUAUUUUUAACCGGCUCAUUUCAACUUCAAAGAAUUGUUCCAGGGCCAAAGCCAUCCAAAUUCGUCUCAAUAUUUCUACGCUAGAGGAUUGGCUUCGAUCCCAUAACUACCGCAUAUACAAACCAGAUAAUCUUGGAGGGUUGAGUUCUCUUCUCGGAGAACAAAAGGACUCAUUCGUUCUCAAGAAUCUAUUGGACGAUACCAAGGAUGAUAAGAAUCCACACUCCCUUUCGUUCUACUACAAGUCAUUAUACCAUAUUGGCAAAGAGCAUUUGCUUCCAACGAUAGAGCUACUUCAAUGGCUACAGGUGAUGUCUGGGCUCCAAGAUGAAGAAUCUUUGAUCAAUACCAUCAACCUGUUCGAUGCCCUCAACUACUAUCAAAUCUUCAAGCUUACGAACAAAUUGUACAGGUAUGAGGUGGAGGAAAAGAAAAUCGCCAAGCCUUUAGUGCAAUACUUGAGGAGAUUGAUGGCAGAACAAGGAGAAAAACAGGUGUCGAAUAACCACUUGCAUUAUAUGACACAGACCAACUUUCUCCUGAAGGAGGAGUACAUCUACUUGAAUCCAAACUACGUAUUCGCCAUUGCACUUCCCAACUUGAAUGAGCUCAUUGUGAACUACGGUUCGGGAAUUGGAGGAGUCAAGGUUAUGAGAUCCAAAAAGUACCAGCCUUCACUUCCCAUUUCGGUGAUGGACGACGUGGAGGAGAUUUUGGCAGCGAACAGAAACUCCAACAUCAACGAUACAUACGAUUACGAGGAGGAGCACAGUGCGGAAUCAGACAAGGGUACCGAGUCCGAAGAUGAAGUUAGAGAAGAAGAUUCAGGGCAGCGGGAGCCGGUAAAGAAAACGUUCAAGGGAGACGAACUCUUCAAGCAAAUGCAGCCACCCCUGUCGUUGGCACACAAAAAUUGGGGACAAGAGGAUAUCGAUUCAAAUCCAUGGUAG